Molecule: messenger RNA, 2106 nt
Organism: Phyllopteryx taeniolatus (common seadragon)
Lineage: Eukaryota; Metazoa; Chordata; Actinopteri; Syngnathiformes; Syngnathidae
Gene: bola3
Product: bolA family member 3
Exons: 4
Coding region: 99-449 (116 amino acids)
Source: RefSeq, a predicted model, not a curated record
AUGUGUGGCGUCAUCUAAAUGGGACGCAGUUGUGUAAGGACAUGUUAGCCGUUUUCAUAAACAAUUUGUACUAGUCUCGUGAAUACAUACACGUACACAUGCAAAGGAUGUUAGCUUGUAAGGGUUCAGGCACUGGCGUAACCGCACUCCGGAUUCUUUGCAGAAAUCAGGCUGCCGUCCUUGGGCAAGCGUGGAGGUGUCUGUCCACCCAAACUGACGGAGAAGUCCGCAUCGCCAAAGUACUCAGGGAAAAGUUUCCACAAGCGUCAUCGCUGAAAGUUGUGGAUAUAUCUGGCGGCUGUGGGGCCAUGUACGAAGUUCACAUAGAAUCUUGUGAGUUCAACGGGAAGAGGACUGUUCAGCAACACCAGCUUGUCAAUCGGGCAUUGAAGGAGGAGAUUCAAGGAAUGCAUGGACUAAGAAUAUUCACAGAUAUUCCAAAACAGUAAUUCCACUGAAGCAAAAAAUAACUUCAAUGUUCAUAAUUCAUGCUAUGAAUCAACAAUGUAGUACUGUAAUUUCUCGUGUAUAAUGUGCACCCAUGUUUAAUAUGCACUCCCAAAGUUGACCUCAAAAUUCUGGAAAACCCUUCUACCCAUGUAUAAUGCAUUUUUACAAUGCAUGAUUUUGCUUCUACCCAUAUGAUUAAAGCAUGAAGUCCGUCCAUCCAUCCAUUUUCUGAGCCGGUUCUCCUCACUAGGGUCGCGGGCGAGCUGGAGCCUAUCCCAGCUCUCAUCGGGCAGGAGGCGGGGUACACCCUGAACUGGUUGCCAGUCAAUCGCAGGGCACAUAUAAACAAACAAAGAUUCACACCUAUGGGCAAUUUAGAGUUGUCAAUUAACCUACCACGCAUGUUUUGGGGAUGUGGGAGGAAACCGGAGUGCCCGGAGAAAACCCACGCAGGCACGGGGAGAAUCAGAAUCAUCUUUAUUUGCCAAGUAUGUCCAAAAAAACACACAAGGAAUUUGUCUGCGGUAGUUGGAGCCGCUGGUAAUGCCAGUACAUUUAUUUUUUUUUUUUGCAAACUCCACACAGGCGAGGCCCGGGAUUGAACCCUGGUCCUCAGAACUGUGAGGCAGACGCUCUAACCAGUCGUCCACCGUCCCACCUAAAACAUGGAAGUAUUAUCUGUAUUUUGUUUCGUUUUUUUCAAAGAAUUUUUUUCAACUUUAUUUGAACACGUAAUCCUUUUUUUUAAUUUAUUUACUUGCUUUCAUUUUGAAAUUCACAGCCCUACUUUUAUUUAGUAAAUUAGUAAACACACAGUUGUGCUCAUAUGUUUGAUUACCCUGGCAGAAUUUGUAAGAUGGGUACAAUUCUUGAAAGAAAACAUGAAGGACCAGAUGAAACACAUUUAAUUUUAUUUUAAUGAGAUUCAAAUUAAAUGGUCGAGCAUUUCAGAAAAGCAUUAUCAUUCAACAAAUCAUAACCAUAAAAAAAUGAAUGAUGGUUGUUGUUCAGUCAUCAGUCAUAUUUAAAGAAACAAAACAAUAUUUGACAAAUUCUGCCAGGGUAUGUAAAUUCAGGGGCACAACUGUACACAUAUGCAGUCAUAUGUACCCCUGUCAUAUUGGAAUGAAAGUGUAGGCUACACGUUUUUUAUAACCACUAGGUGGCGGUGGAAUUUUGGAAUGAAAGUGUACAGCUUUUUCAUAACCACUAGAUGGUGGCAUACAUUUAUAUAAUGUGAAUGUUUUUUUCCAUUUGCCCCUAUACCUAUGUAUAAUGCGCACUAUUGACUUGACAAUUUUUUGGGGGGGGUUGGGGGAAUGUGCACUAUACACGAGAAAUUACGGAUAAUUAUUCAACAAUGUAGUACGGUAGUUAUUGUCUAGCUCAGUGGUUCUCAGAUCAAAUGUAUUUUACUUAAAAGUCAACUACUAUGGAGCUGUACUUGCAUGUACUUUUCUGGAAUCUGGAUUCAAAAAAAAAAAAAAAAGAAGGCUUAAACUUUAAGCCACUGUAAUUGUAACUGCACAGUUUUGUACAUGGUGAUUCGUUAGCGGACCACACUUUGAGAACCACUGGUCUAGCUAAUCACUUAGUACAAGUAUAAAUGUGAAAUUCAUGCAAAAUUGAAUAAAUUUCCAAUGCCAUCAAAAUCCA